This is a messenger RNA of Chaetomium strumarium, 630 nucleotides long. RefSeq names its product P-loop containing nucleoside triphosphate hydrolase protein. Lineage: Eukaryota; Fungi; Ascomycota; Sordariomycetes; Sordariales; Chaetomiaceae. Bases 1 to 630 code for a protein of 209 amino acids. Gene Ontology annotation, biological process: transmembrane transport. Gene Ontology annotation, molecular function: ATP hydrolysis activity; ATPase-coupled transmembrane transporter activity; ATP binding. The record is from RefSeq and is a predicted model, not a curated record. The transcript has 4 exons. Gene Ontology annotation, cellular component: membrane.
AUGCUUAGGCCCCAUAACAACCUUGUUCUAUCAGAUAUAGCCCUGCGCGUCGCGCCAGGAGAGAAGCUCGCCAUCUGCGGAGCGUCUGGGAGUGGGAAGACAUCGCUAAUCAUGACGCUGUUACGCAUGACCGACCUGCACCAAGGAGUGAUAACCAUCGACGGCGUCGACAUCGCAGCGCUGGCCGGGAACGAUGUCCCUGCCAAACUCAAUGUCAUUCCCAGGGAGCCCUUCUUCAUGCCGGGCACCGUCCGGUUCAAUCUUGACCCCGAGGGGCGCGUGUCUGACGACGCCAUUGAGACAGCACUCCGCAGGCUCCUGGCCCUGGCGCGGGCGUUGCUCAUGCCCAGCAGGAUCCUCGUCCUGGACGAGGCGACGAGCAGUGUCGAUGACAAAACCGAGGCGAUCAUGCAGGAGGUGAUUGACACCGAAUGGCGCCAGCGGAAGGUUAUAUCGGUCCUUCAUCGGUUCGCGCACAUUAGGUGGUUCGACCGAGUGGCUGUGUUGUCGAGCGGGCGACUCGUGGAAUGUGACACGCCACAGGUGCUGCUUGGACGGCCGUCGGCCUUCCGUGAGCUGUACCAUGCGUUUAAUUAUAUUCGAGGUAUAGUAGAUGGUUUCAUCUAUUAA